AUGGAGCUCACCUUAAUAGCCAGAGUAAAGGACGGUUUGAUUUUAGCCACUUCGAUAGAAGGCAGUGAUGGCGGUGACACAAAUCUUGUCAAGUAUUCAAAUCAGGCGAAAAUGCUAUUUAAAAAACUCAACAACGCUCCGCAAAUGCAGUCUAUCGAAAGUGGUCCUUAUAUGUUUCACUAUGUUAUCAAGCAGUCCAUAUGCUGCCUUUGUUUGUGCCAACAUGCCUUUCCACGGAAACUCGCUUUCGCAUAUCUCGAAGAUGUUUCACAAGAAUUUCUGAAUCAGAAUGCUACGAGGAUCGACCAAGUGGCUCGACCGUACCACUUUCUUGAAUUCGACCAGUACAUACAGCAGGCUAAAAAGAAAUAUGUGGACAGGAACAGGUACGCCAUGUCUGCUGUGUCGAAUGAGUUGCAGGAUGUUGCUCGUAUUAUGGUUAGCAAUAUUGAAGAUGUAAUUCAUCGCGGAGAAGCAUUAAAUAUUCUCGAAGCGAAGGCCUCUGAUUUAUCCGGUAUGAGUAAGAAGUACAGAGAGGACGCCAAGGCCCUGAACAGGAGGUCCACUUUUUUCAAAGUAGCAGUAUCGUUAGGAAUCUUCGGAAUCAUACUUCUUAUCGGACGAUUUGUGGUUUUUUAA
Haemonchus placei is the source of this 639-nucleotide messenger RNA. NCBI's taxonomy places the organism in Eukaryota, Metazoa, Nematoda, Chromadorea, Rhabditida, Trichostrongylidae. The record is from the annotation of a GenBank genome assembly.